UUUGGAGGUGGCGGCGGUGGAAAAGGAGGUGGUGGAGGUGGAGGAGGCGGAAAAGGAGGAUUUGGUGGUGGUGGUUAUGGAGGCGGUGGUGGAAAAGGAGGAGGAGGAGGAUAUGGAGGACUUGGAGGAGGAGGAGGCGGUGGUAAAGGAGGUGGUUACGAUAUACUUGCACUCCUUGGAGGUGGGGGUGGUGGAAAAGGAGGCUUAGGAGGUGGAGGUGGAGGAAAAGGUGGUUUUGGUGGUGGUGGUUAUGGAGGCGGCGGUGGAAAAGGAGGAGGAGGAGGAGGCGGCGGCGGUGGUAAAGGAGGUGGUUACGAUAUACUUGAACUCUUUGGAGGUGGCGGUGGUGGAAAAGGAGGAGGUGGAGGUGGAGGAAAAGGUGGUUUUGGUGGUGGUGGAUAUGGAGGCGGCGGUGGAAAAGGAGGAGGAGGCGGCGGUGGUAAAGGAGGUGGUUACGAUAUACUUGAACUCUUUGGAGGUGGCGGUGGUGGAAAAGGAGGAGGUGGAGGUGGAGGAAAAGGUGGUUUUGGUGGUGGUGGAUAUGGAGGCGGUGGUGGAUAUGGAGGAGGUGGUGGAAAAGGAGGAGGAGGCGGCGGUGGUAAAGGAGGUGGUUACGAUAUACUUGCACUCCUUGGAGGUGGGGGUGGUGGAAAAGGAGGAGGUGGAGGUGGAGGAAAAGGUGGUUUUGGUGGUGGUGGAUAUGGAGGCGGCGGUGGAAAAGGAGGAGGAGGCGGCGGUGGUAAAGGAGGUGGUUACGAUAUACUUGAACUUUUUGGAGGUGGAGGCGGUGGAAAAGGAGGUGGUGGAGGUGGAGGAGGCGGAAAAGGAGGAUUCGGUGGUGGUGGUUAUGGAGGCGGCGGAGGUGGCGGCUAUGGUGGACUUGAACUUGGUGGACACGGAGGUGGUUACGGAGGAGGAGGCGGUGGAGGAAAAGGAGGUGGCGGCGGCGGCGGCGGCUACGGUGGAAUUGGACUUGGAGGGCAUGGAGGAAUGGGAGGUGGUUUCGGCGGUGGUGGUAAAGGAGGAGGUGGAGGUGGUUAUGGUGGAAUUGAUAUUGGUGGAUAUGGAAGUUUAGGAGGUGGAUAUGGUGGCGGAGGAGGUAAAGGAGGAGGAGGUGGCGGAGGAUACGGAGGAUUUGGAGGUGGUGGUAAAGGAGGUGGUGGUGGCGGUUUAUCCAAGGAAAUUAUUCUUGUGGAUCUAGGUGGAUUUGGAGGUAAAGGAGGUGGCGGUGGAGGCGGAUACAGUGGACUUGGAGGUGGUUACGGAGGAGGUGGUGGAGGUGGAAAAGGAGGAUACUGA
Molecule: messenger RNA, 1299 nt
Organism: Centruroides sculpturatus (bark scorpion)
Lineage: Eukaryota; Metazoa; Arthropoda; Arachnida; Scorpiones; Buthidae
Product: glycine-rich cell wall structural protein-like
Exons: 2
Source: RefSeq, a predicted model, not a curated record